AUGGAAUCAAGUUUCAUAAACCUAAAACUCAUUUCAUGCAAAGACAUUCACGCCUUCAACUUCUUCCAAAAACUAACGCUCUACGCGCAAGCCUCAAUCUCCUCCAACAACCCCAGAAUCCAACUCAACGAACGAAACACACAGCAACAACGAACACAAACACACAGAGACAUCGAAGAAGACGGAACCAACCCCGAAUGGAACUGUGAUAUGCGUUUCGAUUUAGCUUUUCUUUCCUCGCAUUCAGAUCCCGCCGAGUUUUUCCUAUGUUUCGAGUUUCGUCACGACGGCGUCAUCCUCGGCGACAAAUUCAUCGGGGAGAGCCGCGUUCCGAUAACGGAUCUGAUCAACGACGUCGACGGUAUCACGCGGUUCGUUAGCUACGAGAUUCGUUCCGCCGAGGGGAAGCCGAACGGGAUCUUCAAUUUUUCGUAUAAGACGGAGGGUGUUCAGAUCCAAUCGUUGCAGAUUCUUGAUGGGAGAAUAUCUGGUUAUCCUGUUCUGACUCCGGAGGAUUGUGCUCCUGCUCCGGUGAUAUAUCCGAUAUCAGAAAUCGAGAGACCGUGUUGUUAUUCUACUGGGUGUUCUGUUCAGGAGAGACCGUUUCCGCCUACGGCGCCGCCUCCUGUUUCAUAUUCGUAUGGCGGAGGAUAUGAUUAUUGUUAUCCGCCGCCGCCGCCUUCGAUGUAUCAGUAUCCUUCUCCGACUCCGCCGAGGGAGCGGAUGUACCCACCUAUUGGGCCUGAGGCUAGUCAUUGGCAGCCCGGCCCGUAUUUUGAAAACCGGUGGUGA
Messenger RNA from Vicia faba (fava bean), 792 nucleotides. Lineage: Eukaryota; Viridiplantae; Streptophyta; Magnoliopsida; Fabales; Fabaceae. The record is from the annotation of a GenBank genome assembly.